AUGUUUGAAGCUUCACACACAAAAAGUUGCUAUGUUAGAAUACAACACAACAGUUUUGCUGUCACCGGCAGCAUUUCAUUUCGCAUAGGGGGGGCAACUGUGGAAGAGGAUCUUCCCGGAACACCUCUGCCAGAGGAUACUCAUCCUUCGUGCAAGGAUGAAGUGAAAGUGCCACUCAGAGAGGAGGUACAAGAGGAGGAUAACGCGCCCGUCGAGUUCUCCACAGGAGGCAUACCUUCCUUCAAAAAUCAGCGAUUGGACUCAGAAACGCUGUUUUUCCGCGACGGUAAACGCCGGAUCGACAUGGUGUUGGUGUACGAGGAUCCAGACCUCAGCGUGGGAGUGCUGACCGAACAGGACACUCUUAAGCAGGAGUACCGUCGUCAGUUCUACGAGAGUCUUCUGCAAGAGGGCCUCGAAGUGGAAUUGGAGGAUAAAGAGGUAUCAUUUGACCAAAAAACGUUUUUUCUGAAAAUCCACGUGCCUUGGAGAAUAAUCAUGAAAUAUGCAGACGCAAUGAACCUCAAAAUGCCAAUAAAAAGAUUCCUGUCCAUCUCUGUCAAGGCUUGGGAAGGAGACAACAGACAUUCUGAGACAAAGAAUCUGCGGUUCCCUCUGGGAAGAAUGUUCGACCUGGAUCCCAAGGUCAUAGCUGAGGAACCGUCUUUCUACAGUGCUACACAAAGCAUGGACAGAGAAGAACAGUUCGUGGUGAAAGAUCGAGAGAACUACUUCACUUCGGCGCAGAGGAGUCAGGUGGUCUGGGAAAUACUGAUCAGAACCAAAUACGACGAGGGUAGACAGGUGGGGAUCAGAAGAUUACUGAAUAACGGUACCUACAUCAGUGCCUUCCCCCUCCACGAGGGCAGUUACAAGACCCCUUCUGCUAACGGUUUCAUCUACGAUAGAAGGCUGCUGUACAUGGAGUGGGCUCGGCCUGGUCGAUGGUACAAGAAGCAGCCAUUGUGGUUGGUUCGAAAGUACUUUGGAGACAAAAUCGCUCUUUACUUUACUUGGCUUGGUUUCUACACGAAGAUGCUGAUACCCGCAGCCAUCGUCGGCUUUCUCUGUUUCAUGUACGGCCUUCUGUCUAUGGACUCCUCGGACAAUAUUCCCAGCAAAGAGAUUUGCGAUCCAAAGCUAGCAGGAAACAUCACCCUGUGCCCAUUGUGUGAUAAAGUGUGCACCUACCAGAGGCUGAAGGAAUCUUGUGUAUUUGCCAAAAUCACGUACCUCUUCGACAACCCAGCCACCGUCUUUUUUGCGAUAUUCAUGUCUUUCUGGGCUACAACAUUUUUAGAACUGUGGAAACGCAAGCAGGCCGUGGUAGCUUGGGAGUGGGAUUUGCAGAACGUGGAGGAGGACGAGGAGCCGAGGCCGGAGUUCGAGGCUACAGUGAAGACUAUCCGCACCAACCCCGUCACGCGACGUAAGGAACCUUACAUCCCCGCGUGGAACAAGCUGCUGCGCUUCGCCGCCACGGGCAGCAUGGUUUUCUUCAUGGUGUGUGUGGCCCUCAGUGCAGUGUUGGGUACCAUCAUCUACCGCAUCACUGUGGUCACCGUCAUAUACGAAGGAGGGAAUAUGUUCAUCAAGCGACAUGCCAAGAUCUUCACCUCCAUGACCGCAGCACUCAUCAACUUGAUAAUUAUCAUGAUUCUCACUAAGUUGUACCACCACUUGGCAUUGUGGCUCACCAACAAGGAGAAUCCCCGCACUCAAACAGAAUAUGAAGACAGCUACACAUUCAAAAUAUUCCUCUUUGAGUUUAUGAACUUCUAUUCUUCUCUUAUAUACAUCGCCUUUUUCAAGGGAAGGUUCUACAGUUACCCAGGUGACAAGGAGGCACGCAGUUCCAAGUUUCUCAGACUUAAGGGAGAUAUUUGUGACCCUGCUGGAUGUCUCAGUGAGCUAUGCAUCCAACUUGCCAUCAUCAUGGUGGGGAAGCAGUGCUUCAACAAUUUCCUUGAACUGGCUUCACCAGCAAUUCUGAAUUGGUGGCGAUACAGAAAACAGAGACACGAUACCAAAGAUGUAAACAGGCCUUAUACUCGCUGGGAAGAGGACUACCAGCUCCAAGACCCUGGAAAACUUGCUCUUUUUGAAGAAUAUUUGGAGAUGGUUAUCCAGUAUGGGUUCGUGACACUCUUUGUGGCCGCAUUUCCCUUGGCACCUUUGUUUGCUUUACUCAACAACAUCGGAGAGAUACGCCUGGAUGCGUACAAGAUGGUGACGCAGGCACGACGGCCUCUUGCCGAGCGUGUGGAGGACAUCGGUGCAUGGUACGGUAUCCUGCAAGGCAUCACCUACUGUGCAGUAGUGUCUAAUGCAUUUGUAAUCGCUUACACCAGUGACUACAUUCCUAGAAUGGUUUAUGCAUUUGUGUAUUCACCAACUAAUACUCUUGAAGGAUACAUAGAUUCCUCUCUAUCAUUGUUCAACACAUCAGACUUUGUGGAUGACAUGGGUAUAGACAAAGAUGCUCUGGAAGAAGAUGAACCGCCCACCUGUCAGUACAGAGGUUACCGUAACGGUCCUGACCACGAGGACAAGUACGGACUGUCACCGCAGUACUGGCACGUUUUCGCUGCCCGCCUUGCGUUCGUUGUUGUUUUUGAGCACAUAGUGUUUGCACUGACUGGAAUAAUGGCCUACGCGAUCCCUGAUGUGCCUAGAGAAGUGAAAACUCAAAUUCAGCGAGAAAAACUUUUGGCAAAGGAAGAAAAAUAUGAACAGGGCACCAGAACUGACGAGUACGAUGAAUUACUGAGUGCAAUUAGGAAUACCAACAAUUCUAGUCGAUUGAGCGACGUGUUCAGACGGACUUCGUGGGAUAGACACUUGACUAGAUCUACUUUCGACCACAGAACCACUGCUAUCAGAUGACCAUUCUACGAUUGUGUGUAUUCAAAUAUGUUCCAUGUUUACAUCUUUGUAAUGGUUAAAAGGUGUUCUAACCACCUUUAGUUUUACUGAGAAAAUUAUAUACGAGUUGCUUUUGGCUGCUCUUAAAAUAACGUCCAGGAGUGAAAUGUGCACAAAAUCCUAUAACACGUUUUGUUUACAGUAUUUAUAUUACUUAUGAUAUGUUUCACACUCGUACUUAUGUUGUGUGAGAGUGAAUUUGUGUGUAUCUGGAUAUCUAUUAGUCGAGAUCUUUUGUGGGUUUUUUAAUUGACACAAAUACCUAUUAUUGAAAUUUAAAACAGUAUCAACUUUUUUUUUUAAUCCAGAAACAACCUAGUAAUGUUUUGAACUAAACUUAAAAAUUUAAGUAAAAAAGAAAAUGUUUAAUAGUUUUUAGAGACACAAGAGUGAAAUUUUAUCCUUCCUUUACCAUUUGUGUUAUCUUCAUACUAUAAUACACAACAUAACUCAAAAGUAGUUUACAACCCACUUAAACCUUUUUAUUGUUUGAGGUAUUAUCUGAUAACCUAUUCUGGGCUAAGCACUAUCAUUCAUUUCAGUUCAGUUCUGAAAUUUGCCAUGGGCAAGUGUUGAAUGAAAGGAUAACUGAACGUUUUCAAAUCAGAAUUGAAGAGUGAAAAAUCAUGUAAUAAAUGGCAUUUGUAAAACAAUGUUUACAUGCUCUUAUCAAAUUAAAUAUGUAUGCAUUAUUUUUAAGACACCAAGGCUUGUGGGUCAAAAUGUUUUAGCCAUCAUCACUCCAUUUUGUUUUCUCACACUUUAUACAAAAGCGUACGGUUUAUUCCAUACUUAAAAUUUAUAAAAACAUUAUUAUUUAAAUGUUUUCUUUUAUUUCUAUUAUGGUUUCUCUUCCUGUCUGAAAUUUUGUAUUUCCCCUCUAUUUCCAGUCACCUAUAAAUAAAAACUUUCACAAACCAUGUUCAAAUACCUCUAAGCAAAAAAAGGUUAAAUGGUAGUGUAAGUUAAGUUAAGCCAUCAUGUACAACACUUUCUAAUCAAAAAGAUUAUAUCCGCGUACCCUAUUACAUGUAUUUAGAGAUCACAUAUACCGGGUGUCCGAAAAAGAACUCCCUAGUUUUGGAUUCUUUUUAUUUAUUGUACAAUAUACAAAUUACAAUGACUGCUACAUUAAAUGAAAGGUAAUGAAAUAAAUGUUUUUUAACACUAGUACACCUCGAUAUGUGAACCAUUUGUAGCCCUACAGAUAUCCAAGUGAUAUUCGAACUCUCUCCAGGUAUUAGUUAAUAUAUUAGGUGUGACCGAUGCUACUGCUGCUAUGAUUCUCUGGCGAAGAUGGUCAAUGUUACGUAUCUUCUCUGAAUACACAAAGUUCUUGACAUAAUCCCACAGGAAAAAAUCUAAUGGUGUUAUGUCAGGGCUUCUUGGAGGCCAUGCGAUUGGGUCACCUCUACCCAUCCAUCUCCCUGGGAAACAGGCAUCUAAGGCUGAGCGCACACAUUGUUUGUAGUGGGGCGGCGCACCGUCUUGUUGGAAUAUGACCGGCCCCUUUUUCGCCUCGAUGUCAUCCACCUGUGGAAACACGUACAGUUCCAGCAUGUCGCAGUAGAUAUCACCAGUUAUUUUCUUCUCUGCAAAAAUAAAAGGUCCAACAAUUCGGUCAUUCAUUAGGCCGCACCACACAUUAACCUUAGGCGAGUCUCGUUGGUAUUGAACGAUCUCCUGUGGUUUCUGAGACCCCCAAAUUCUGCAGUUGUGGCGGUUUACAACCCCAUUAACGUGGAACAUCGAUUCAUCAGUAAAAAUUACAUUGUUUAAAAAGUCUUCGCUAUCAUCAAUUCUGUUUAGAAUGUCCACAGCAAAAUCUAACCUUAAACCUUUAUCAUUUGGUUUUAUCUCGUGUACCAGUUGGAUUUUGUACGCAUGCAAUUUAAGCCUUUUACGUACCACAUCAUAAACAGUAGAUCUUGGUAAUCCCAGUUGUAGACUACGUCGCACUAGUGAUUUUUUCGGGCUGCGACAACAAGAAGCUCUGAUCCUCUCAACGUUCUCCGCUGAAAAUGGCCUACCUGGCGAUUUUCCUUUUAAAACACUACCAGUGUCUUUGAAUUGUUGUAACCAUUUAUGGAUUGACUUAGGAUCAGGUACAUUACCACCAUAUUCACGCCUAAAAUAACGCUGCAGAGUAGUAACGGAAUUUGUUUCCACUAACCAAAUAACACAUUGUGCUUUCUGCUGCGGAGUAGCCAUUGCACUGACAGUACUGACAGCGCUGAGCGCUGGAUGCGUGGUAAAACUACGCUCAAGGUCAAACAGGUGUACCAAACUUAUUGCCAACGUUCGAAACUAAAACUUACAAAUUUACUCUACAGCACCAAAGGAUUAUUACUCAUCCAUUUAAACUAAUACUAUCAUGAGUAACUUCCAAAACUAGGGAGUUAUUUUCCGGACACCCGGUAUAUCGAUCUCGUAUGUUCAAAAAGUAAUGGGAAUUUUCAUUUUGAAAAAAUAUUUAUUUAUUCGUCUACUUUAAUGCCGUCACCUUAAAAAUAGUCCCAAUUAGAUAUUAUGCAUUUAUGCCUGUGCUUUGUUCCAAUCCUCAAACUCAAUCAAUCGGACACUCUAAACCCGCAAAAAUUAAAAAUUUCCAUUACUCUUUGAACACACAUUGUAUUUACUGUCGAUUUCAUAUUAUUUUACAUUUACGUUAAGUGAAACUUGAUGUAUGUAUGACCAUGUACUGCAACAUGACUUUGGACCUAAUCUAGAUAUCAAGAAGAUAGUUCAUCGAUCAAAUGAUAGUGAGUAGAAUAACUCUAAGUGAUAAUAUCUGUGAAAAUGUCUGAACCAAUAUGGAAACUUAAACAUGAAUUAGAAAUUUGAAGGAGAAUUUGUGGAUGGAUUGGUAAAUACAUUUUUUUUAUACAUUUUCACAGCAAUAUGAGGCAAAAUCAUAUUUAAUGACUUUGUUUUGUGAUUAACAGUGUUCAAUUUUCUAUGUUAGCAGUAAAACGUCACUAGUAUUUGUCAGGGUUCUUGUAAUGUAUUGUAUUCAUCAUCCAUUCGAUGCCAAAUACAAUCUGUUCUUUACUAAAUACAUUGAAUAGCUAUACAUGUAAAUGUACAUUACAAUCAAAAUUAAUUAUUAUUUGAAAUAUAAUGUAAUGCAAUAACAUAAGAAUAGUAGUAUAUCGAACAAUUGGUAACAUCACGAAAGGGUUAAAAGGAUUUCAUUGCCAUUUUGGAAUUUACCAUAAUUUUUCAUAAUGAAUAUUUUUGUAAAUUUAUGUAUAUUUUAUUAAUAAAAGUAUCUCAACAUAAA
Molecule: messenger RNA, 6208 nt
Organism: Homalodisca vitripennis (glassy-winged sharpshooter)
Lineage: Eukaryota; Metazoa; Arthropoda; Insecta; Hemiptera; Cicadellidae
Product: anoctamin-4-like
Exons: 19
Coding region: 1-2886 (961 amino acids)
Biological process (GO): chloride transmembrane transport
Cellular component (GO): plasma membrane
Molecular function (GO): protein dimerization activity; chloride channel activity
Source: RefSeq, a predicted model, not a curated record